Yamadazyma jaroonii is the source of this 1584-nucleotide messenger RNA. NCBI's taxonomy places the organism in Eukaryota, Fungi, Ascomycota, Pichiomycetes, Serinales, Debaryomycetaceae. The record is from the annotation of a GenBank genome assembly.
AUGAGUGAACAAUUCAAAUUCAACAGAGCUGAAAGUGACAGUAAGAUCAUCGAAGUCUUAGGGAUCGCCAAUGACCAUCCUCAAUUGAACUCCCAACAAUUCGGAGAAUCCUUAUUGAAGACUAUCAAAAAGGAUACUAACAAACAUGAGAUUUACUAUUUAGAACACAAAUCUACCAAGGAAAUUGUUUGUUGUGUUGAACUUAUUUACAACAAAGGGUUCUAUAAAGAUGUGGAUAAAGGAGCUAUUACUUCUACUCCCGACCCGGACUUGUUUGGGGUUAAACAUGUAACUGUUUUACAAAUUGCUAGGUUAUUAACAGCCCCCAAAUUUGAUUCAUUAGGUAUGUCCAAUAAAUUGAUCACUCAAGUUGUUGAAUAUGUUGAGGGACAACUUAUCAAGGACACCAUCGCUUCAUCCAAAGAUAAGAAAGGAGGGUUUGCUGAAAUGGUGGUAAAUGAUCAAGGGAAUAUCGAUACCAAAUUGGCUCAUUAUUACCUUUCCAAACAAUAUUUCUGGAUCAUUUAUUCGGCCAAAGGUAAUUAUUAUGAAAGAUUUGGUUUCAAGGCUUUCCCUGUAGAGAUGUUUAAGAUCCCAACCUCAAUUGCUAACCAUCAAAAAGAUCUCAUUGAAACCUUGAUGACUAAAGGAUCUCACACAGAUCCUAAUGCUGUGGGUAAAAAGUUAAGAUUAUUGGAUUUUACCAAACUUCAAGACAGAGACUUGAUCUCUUUUAUGUUACAAGGGAAAGAAUUGGAAAUUUUAACCGAAUUGAACAAACUGAUCUUCCACUCAGAAUUAUCUAAUGGUAGAAAAUCUAGUUCUUCUUUAACAAAUGUAUCAACCUUAUUGAGUAUGGCCAAACUUAAUUCCAAUACCGAAUUAUCAGGACUUAAGAAUUCAACAAGCGGUGCUUCAGGCAGAAGAGCUUCCUCCAUUUCCCAGACCUCAGUGCCUAAAUUUGCUGUCAAGCCUGAUAUCAACUACUUAACUGUUCAUAAACAUUUACAACAAGAAUUCAAUCAAGAAUUGAAAUUAGAUGAAGAAACUGUUAAAUAUAACAACAUCGAAGGAGCUAUCUUCACUAAUGAUAUGCAACAAAAAUCAUACUACAUUUUGUGGACAAUCAUCAAAACCAAUUUGGUAGUUAUUGGAGUAGGAGAAAUGCAAUUCGAUUUAUUUGGUGCCGUAGGUAACCCUGGUGGACUUAUGGGUGGUGUUAGACGUAGAGGUUCUUCAUUUACUGGUAUUAAUGAAUUAGGAGGUUUCAACUUCCAAGAUUUGGAUAUCUUAUUCUCCAUUGCUUGUGAUAUCGGAACAAAGACUUCAGUGAAAGACAAGUCUUCUAUUUAUGUAACUGUCAAUGACUUGCCAAAUGCCAUUCCUUUACCUAUGUUGAAUGAUUACUUUUUGCAUUACUUACCUAAAACCUUCAACUCUGGUGGUGAAUCAGCAGACAAGGUUGAAGUUUUAGCCCAUGGAACAGAAAAAUUAGGUAUCCUUCCAAUGGUUAAAAUGUUUGGUUCAGAGUCUAGUGAUUUUGAAUUGGAUUGGGUUGGAAAUGGUAUGUGGUCUUGGUUAUAA